UUAAGUGAUUUGCCCCUUAACUUUACCAUUUUCAAGUGUACCAGUGUAAUGUAUAUGUACCAAAUCGUUUUUCUGUGCUUUAAUUUCGCAGUUUUCGACUCUCUUCUUAAUACCAAUUUGUAACUUUUGAGCAUCAAGAGUGCAGCUCAAUGCAGCCAAAACCGAUAAAAAUAAUGCGAUAUUUUUCAUUUUAAUUAAUGAUUUUUGUAUUGCUGUUAUUAAAAAAUGCCAAUCAAUAAGAAUCGUUUUUGGUGAAAUGAUAUCGCAAUUGUCGUCCAAUGAGAGCCAUACACGAGAGAUUGUUUAGUAGAAAUGUCAGUGCUUGUGGAAUGCACUCUAGUGGAUUUGCUGCAAAUUAAAAAUGUUUUGACAGAAUUUCUAUUUUAUUGACAAUGUCAAAUUUGACAUUUAAUUCAAUUCAAACCUCAAAUGCUGUAUAAUAACGAGGUUAGAUACAAAUAUAUGUGUGUACCAAUCGUAAUCGACGAAUGUACAAGUUUCUACGGUUGUCAACAUACAUACUUAAAACAAAACAUGAAUUCAAAUAUACUGCAUUGAACAUGUCAUCGCAUAAGAGAAUCAGUGACGGUUUAAAUAGCAAUAGUCCAAGCAAAGUGUGCCGUGUUAAAUCCGAUAGCAAUCAGUACACUCAGCCAACUUGUGUUGUUGAAACGUUGCUAUUAAAUAAAAUCGAAAUGCAUUCGGUUGAGGUUAUGGAAACACCCGAUAAAUCGGAAAAUGAUAAAAAAUCGUAUCGUGUAAUUCGACUGAAAAAUGGGCUAAAAGCACUUUUAAUUUCGGAUCCAACACAAAAGUCUGCACCACAUGAAGAUGCAGUAAAGUCGGAUGCACUCGAUGCAAUGGCCACCAUUAGUGAGGACGAGGAGGAAACGGAGAGUGAUGAUGAGCAAAGUGAUGACGAAGUGGAAAAUGGUUCACAUGGAGAAAAACGUGGAAAAUUAGCUGCAUGCAGCCUUUGUGUCGAUGUUGGUAGCUUCUCCGAUCCGCGUCAGAUUCAAGGGCUAGCGCAUUUUCUUGAACACAUGAUUUUUAUGGGCUCUGAGAAGUAUCCAAAUGAAAAUGAAUUUGAUCAAUUCAUGCAAAAGGCUGGAGGUUUCGAUAAUGCAGACACUGAUUUUGAUGAGACGAGUUUUUAUUUUGAGACUCGUGAAGAGUUUUUAGAUGACGCUUUGGAUCGUUUUUCACAAUUUUUCAAAGCACCACUCAUGUUAAAGGAAGCUAUGACUCGUGAACGUGAAGCAGUUGAAUCAGAAUUCGCUUCUAAGAAAAAUGGCGAAGACGUUAGGCGUGGUCAGUUAAUAUCAUCUCUUGGUUCACCAUUACAUCCGUCGAGUAUUUUUGCUUGGGGGAAUUUGGAAACGCUAAAGGAUAAUAUUGCGGAUGAUGUUUUAUAUGAAAAAGUACAUGAAUUCAGAAAAAGACACUAUUCCGCCCACCGUAUGUAUCUGUGUUUGCAAUCAAAUUCAUCUCUGGAUGAUUUACAGGAAAUGGCAAACCGACACUUUUCAACUAUUCCAAAUAAUCAAAUGCCUGGAGAUGAUUUUUCAAAAUUCACUCACCACAACGCUUUUCAAUCGAAGUUCUACGAAAAAGUCUAUUUUGUAAAACCAAUUGGAAAUAUUUCAAAAAUAGAUAUCACUUGGUGUUUGUGGCCUAUGAUCGAGAAUUUUAAAUGUAAGCCAGAUCAAUACCUCAGCCAUAUUUUGGGACACGAAGGAAAAGGUAGUCUGUUGAGUUAUUUUCGUAAGAAAUUAUGGGCUGUAGACUUGGCUGCUGGAACUGAUAAUUCUGGCAUGGGAUCAACGAAACUAUUUUCGCUUUUUAAUAUUUGUGUUUAUUUAACUGAGGAUGGUUUUGAUCACCUGGACGAGGUUUUAUUUUCAAUAUUCUCAUAUUUGAAACUACUUCAAUUGAAUGGACCAAAAGAGUCGAUAUUCCGUGAAAUACAGACGAUUGAAGCCAAUGCUUUUCGAUUUGCCAAUGAACGUGAUGCAUUAGAUAACGUUGAAGACGUUGUUAUCAGUUUAAAGCAAUACCCGCCUAAAUACAUUCUAACGGGCGAUUGUCUAUUUUUCGAAUAUGAUGCAAAUGCCAUUCAACAAAUCAUCGACGAACUAAACUCAUCCAAAUUUAAUAUCAUGAUUACAUCAACACGACGAUUUAGUGAAAAUAUCACGUAUGAACAAACUGAGAAUUGGUUUGGGACAAUGUAUACGGAAAUUGAUAUGCCUGAAAAAUGGCUUUCCUUGUGGAAAAAUGCAACACCAUUAUCAGAAUUUGCGCUGCCCGAACCAAAUAAAUUUAUAGCCGAUGAUUUUACUAUUUUGUAUGAAGAAGGACAAACAAUACCAAUGUAUCCAAUGAAAAUUCUCGAUAAUGAUCUAUGUGAAUUGUGGUUUCGACAAGAUGAUAAGUUUUUACUACCAACAGCAUGUUAUAACUUUUAUUUCAUGACACCUGAUGCAAUCGCAACGAUCGAAGAUAUGAUUCAAAUGACUCUAUUGGCGACAUUGUUGAAAUACCAGUUUGUGGAAAAAUUGUAUCCUGCUACGUGCGCUGGUUUAGAAUACUCAUGCUACGCCGCAGAUUUAGGUCUUGUUUUAAAGGUUUCUGGAUUUAAUCAAAAAUUACACCUGAUUGUCGAUGUAUUUAGCAAGUGUUUGAAAUCUUUGGCAGAUGAUACAACUGAAAAACAGUUCGAAGUUUUCGUUGAACAGCUUUUCAAAACAUAUGAAAAUAUUUUCUUGCGUCCAAAAGUUCUCGCAAAAGAGCUUCGUUUGAAUAUCAUCGAAUCACACCAUCAACCUCUAUAUGAGAAAAAUCAACGUUUGCGUUCGAUCACUUUUUCUGAUUUCCAGCAAUUUUGUCGAAAAUACUGUGAAAAAGUAAAAAUCAAAGCAAUUAUGCAGGGGAAUCUAACUGAAGAUCGUGCGCUUAAUAUCAUGCACAAUGUUUUGAAUGAAUUAAAUUGUGGAAAGGUGGAAGAUCUUUCUUUGAUUGAAUUAAGAACAACUAAGCUACCCGUUGGCGCGAAUUACUUACGCUGUAAAACAUUUCAUCCGAAAGAUGUCAACACCGUUAUUACGAAUUUCUAUCAAAUUGGAACGAUUUCGUAUCGUACACAUGUUCUGAUCGAUUUAUUGGUUUGGAUUGCUCAAGAGCCACUUUUUGAUAUGCUUCGAAACAAAGAACAACUGGCCUAUGAUGUAUCAUUUGAUUUGCGCGACAAUUAUGGAAUUUUAGGCUAUAGUAUCACAGUUAAUUCACAAGAGUCAAAAUUUUCAGCCGAUCAUGUGGAUGAACGAAUUGAAAAUUUCCGUCGUGAGUUGAUUACAAUUAUUGAAACAAUGCCUGAAGAUGAUUUUGAAGCCAUCAAAGCAUCUCUUUCGAAAAUCAAAUUAAACGAAGAUAAUAAACUGAGCGAAGAAGUUACAAGAAAUUGGGCAGAAAUUACAACUGAUGAAUAUGAAUUCGAUAGACAACACAAGGAGGUUGAUUAUUUGUCAACAAUCACUAAAGCACAAUUAUUGGAAUUUUAUCGAACAUACUAUGGGAAUGCGGAGCGAAAAUUAUCAGUUCAAAUUAUUGGUUCAACUAUUGGUAAUGGCCAAGGAAAAGAAUCUGAUGUGAUUGCAGAAUUUGAGAAAAAUGGCAAUUUGGAAACGCGCCGAAAACAAUUUGAUGCAUUAAAUUACGUGGAUUUCAAUGGAGAACCCAAAGGAAAUCUUAUUGAAGAUUUAAUGCAGUUCAAGACCAGUCUAGAGGUUUACUCGGUUACCAAAACAAAUCGUCGUUUAGUUUAGACUUUUAAAAAACUCAUCAAAGAGAAACAUAUAAUAAAUAUAAUGGAAUUGGAA
Molecule: messenger RNA, 3878 nt
Organism: Contarinia nasturtii (swede midge)
Lineage: Eukaryota; Metazoa; Arthropoda; Insecta; Diptera; Cecidomyiidae
Product: nardilysin-like
Exons: 10
Coding region: 489-3824 (1111 amino acids)
Biological process (GO): proteolysis
Molecular function (GO): metalloendopeptidase activity; metal ion binding
Source: RefSeq, a predicted model, not a curated record